CUCUCCUCUCUCUCUCUCUCUCUCUCUCUUUCUCUCGCUAUCUCUCAGUCAUUUCUCUCACUUUCGUUGUGUCUCUGACAGAGGAUAACACCCUGCUUCCUGACAGGGACUGAGACCGAGAAGAGCAACAACUCAGAGAGCACCACAGAAAGACGAGCGACCCUCCCGGAGCGGUGAGGCUGCCUGCCUGCGAGUGGAGCGCUGGGGAGAGCCGCUCAGACACUUGUCCUUUCUCUUGCGCCAGCCCCGUGUGGAUAUUUACCCGUGCUGCUCCGGCUUCUGUGAAUGAGUGGGGGAGCGUGACAGCGGCGAGCUGUGAAUGGACAGGCAGCUUUGUCUUAGUCUGAAGGGGGAGAUGUGAUGAGAGAGCACUGUGACUGAACAACACUUCUUAGUCUGAGGGAUUUACACCAAAACAAAAGAAAAAGAGAGAAACAUACCUGAAGAAAAGAGGAGAUAUCUAUCGGCUGAUGAUGGCGUACAGAGAAGAGGACCUAAUUGGGAUCCCGUUCCCCAACCACAGCAGCGACGUGCUCUGCAGUUUGAACGAGCAGCGGCGCGAAGGUCUCCUGUGCGACGUGGUCCUGAUCGUGCAAGAUCAGGAGUACCACACGCACCGCUCCGUGCUGGCCGCCUGUAGCCAGUACUUCAAGAAGCUCUUCACCGUGGCAACGGACACCAGCGAGUCGCACGCCGUGUACCAGAUUGACUUUGUGGGGCCGGAGUCCCUGACGGCCAUCCUAGAGUUCGCCUACACCUCAACCCUCACGGUCACUGCCAGCAACGUGAAGCAGAUCCUAAAUGCCGCACAGAUGCUGGAGAUUCCCUGCAUCAUCAAUGUUUGCCUAGAGAUCAUGGAUGGAGGCGGGGGAGAGGAAGGCGGAGGUGGCGAGGGUGGAGGAGGAGGAGGAGGGGACCACGGCUAUGAGGAGGAGGAGGAGGAGGAUGAGGACGACGAAGAGGAGGAGGACGAUAUGGAGGAUGAUGCGGAGGAGUCCAGGGAAGAGGAACCUGAAGAGCCCGAGGAUGACACCAGUGAGAAGUCCACCCAGGCGUCCGAGCAUCAGGAGGCAGGCGCCCUGGAGCAGGGAGAGACGGCCGAGCGCGGGGAGAGCCCGCCGUGCAGCUCCAAGCAGGAGCAAAGCCACAGCCGGCCCGAGAGGAGGUGUCAGGAGGAGAGCCCGGACAAGGGCCGCGAUCCAGACGGCCUGGAGGGCCGAGCCCUGAAAGACUUUUCCAUUGAGUCACUGCUCCAGGAGGGCCUGUACCCGAAGAUGCCGGGGCUGGAGCGAGGCUCGGGCUACUCCCCGCUGCUGCCUGGCUUCUACCCUCCGAUGUGGGCCGCCGAGUUCCCCACCUUCCCACAGAUCCUGGAGCCCCACCACGCCCCCCACCCCUAUGGGCCGCAGAUGGAGAACACACCUCUGGACCUGGCCGUGAAGAAAGAGGUCAUCCAGGAGGACCUGAAGGAGGAGGUGGCCCCUGGGCUGCUGCACCGGGACUUCCUGAAGGAGUUCAUGGGCCCAGGGCUCGGCGUGCUCCCGGAGGCCCAGCUGAGUCAGAUCAAGGACGAGGCGGACCUGCGCUCCUACCUGAGCUUCCUGAGCGCCUCUCACCUGGGCGUCUUCCCCCCCUGGCAGCUCGAGGAGGAGCGCAAGCUGAAGCCCAAGGCCUCACAGCAGUGCCCCAUCUGCAACAAGGUGAUCCAGGGAGCGGGGAAGCUGCCCCGCCACAUGCGCACACACACAGGGGAGAAGCCCUACAUGUGCACCAUCUGUGAGGUGCGCUUCACCCGACAAGACAAGCUGAAGAUCCACAUGCGUAAGCACACCGGCGAGCGUCCCUACAUCUGCCUCCACUGCAACUCUAAGUUUGUGCACAACUACGACCUGAAGAACCACCUGCGCAUCCACACAGGUGUGCGGCCCUACCAGUGCGAGCACUGCUACAAGAGCUUCACGCGCUCCGACCACCUGCACCGCCACCUGAAGCGCCAGAGCUGCCGCGUCUCACGCCCGCGACGGGGACGCAAGCCCGCCGCCUGGCGCGCCUCCAACUUCCUGUACCCGACCGACCCCCACCUGCACCAAGACAAGGGCCUGGCUGCCGGGUGCCGGCUGCUGCCCACACCUUUGCCUGCCCUGGGUGCCCGCGGCCUGGCAGAGAGGCGCCCGCAGGGGGGGAGAGCUCUAGAGGACUGUGAGGGUGGCGGCAGGGAGGCAGCGGAGGCGCGGCUGGUGGACAGGAGUCACAUGGCCGGGGAGGCGGAGAGGAAAAGGGGGGUGUUCUCCUUCACCCUGGCCCGGGACGAUGUUCUGCCCCACGCACCCUUCCCGUUCCCCGCACCGCCGCCGCCACACAGCGACCCCUGGACUGUCAGGCUGGACAGGGCUCCACCCAUCCCUGAGGCAGCAAACUGACCUCCCAGAACUCCCUGAGUUUGCUGCUCCGCACAGAAUUUACGUAUGCAUGAGCAAAAACACACUCAGACACGGCACACAGAUAAACACACACACA
Messenger RNA from Alosa alosa (allis shad), 2517 nucleotides. RefSeq names its product zinc finger and BTB domain-containing protein 7C. Bases 471 to 2420 code for a protein of 649 amino acids. Gene Ontology annotation, molecular function: RNA polymerase II cis-regulatory region sequence-specific DNA binding; DNA-binding transcription factor activity, RNA polymerase II-specific; protein binding. Lineage: Eukaryota; Metazoa; Chordata; Actinopteri; Clupeiformes; Clupeidae. Gene Ontology annotation, biological process: regulation of transcription by RNA polymerase II. The transcript has 4 exons. The record is from RefSeq and is a predicted model, not a curated record.